Messenger RNA from Sungouiella intermedia, 1602 nucleotides. The record is from the annotation of a GenBank genome assembly. NCBI's taxonomy places the organism in Eukaryota, Fungi, Ascomycota, Pichiomycetes, Serinales, Metschnikowiaceae.
AUGAGUGCUAACCACUUAGACACAAAAGCUCAGCUUGAUAAUUUCGAGGACAAGACCGAACUCGAACACUUGGAGACAGACAAGGGUUCAUCCAAAGAUGCAUUGGACCUUCUGAUUCCCAUUGCCGACAUCGAGCCUCCACGGCUUUUGUCCAAGCCAAUGGUGCCAAUGCUCUUCUCUUGCUUCAUCGUCUACUUUGUUGCUACGACAUGUGGCUUUGACGGUUCGUUGAUGUCGUCCAUUUACACCCAGAAGGACUACUUAAAGUUUUACAAUCUUGAUGCAACCUCGUCGACAUCCACUGGGUUGGUGUUUUCCAUGUAUAACGUGGGACAGAUUGCCAGUGCCUUUUUUUGUCCAUUGAUGGAUUUGUACGGAAGGAAGUUUGUUAUUAUCAUGGGUGUUUAUGGCAUUGUCAUUUCUGCCGUGGUUACUGCCGUGUCCAAGAACGUACCCACGCUUAUUGCUGGAAGAUUCUUCUUGUCGUUUUUCACCCAGUUGGCCAACACUGCUGCUGCCAAUUACUGUACUGAGAUUGCUCCUACCAGACACAGGAGUAGAGUGGCUGGUUUCUACAACUGUCUUUGGUAUGUUGGUUCCAUCAUCGCUGCAUUCACCGCCUAUGGUAGUGAGAGAAGCUUCAGUGGCAGCAACAAGGCAUUCAGAAUUCCCUUGUGGCUUCAGUGUGCUUGUCCAGGUAUUGUGUGCAUUUUUGGCUGGCUCAUUCCCGAGUCUCCACGUUGGUUGGUUGGAAAGGGUAGAAUUGAAGAUGCCAGAAAGAUGAUCGCCAAAUACCACUGUAACGGCAACAUCAACGACCCAUUGGUUGAGUUUGAAGUGGCUGAGAUCGCAGAGACCUUUGCUACUGUUUCUUUGGAGUCCACCUGGAAGGUGUUGGACCCACGUCCAAUGUUGAGAAAGCGUUCAGACAGAUAUCGUGCAAUGUUGGUGGUUAUCAUGGCAUUCUACGGACAAUUCUCCGGUAACAAUGUCUGUUCCUAUUACUUGCCUACCAUGUUGACCAAUGUUGGUAUGACUUCUCAGACCACUAACGUGUUAAUGAAUGCAUGCUACUCUAUCACUUCGUGGAUUUCUUCGUUGUGCGGAGCCUACGUCCACGAGAUCGUUGGCAGAAGAAAGAUGUUCAUGGCCUCAUCGUUUGGUGCAGCCUUGUGUUUGUCCGGAUUGGCUAUUGCUACUGCUAGAUACGAUGUUACUGCUGCCAAGCUGGCCUCCAACGCGGCCUUGGCCUUCAUCUACCUCUUUGGUAUUACUUUCUCGUUUGCAUUCACGCCAAUGCAGCCCAUCUACCCAUCAGAAGUUUCUUCAAAUGUUUUGCGGUCCAGAAACAUGAUUCUCUUGAAUUUGACUUCUGGUGUUGCUCAGUUUAUCAACCAAUUCGCUGCACCAGAGGCCAUGAAGAACAUUGGAUUCUGGUUUUACGUGUUUUACGUUUUCUGGGAUCUUUCUGAGGUUGUGGUGAUUUACUUCUACUUUGUGGAGACCAAGGGACGCUCUUUGGAGGAGUUGGAUGAGAUCUUCGAAGCCCCAAACCCAAGAAAGGCCAGUGUUGCUCCAAGAAGAGACAAUGAGAAGGUCUAA